UCCAUCAUGCCCAUUCAACCGCUGCGUCCUCGUUCUCUCCGACCACCGCAUACCCCUCAAAAACCCUUUUCCAUCAAUGGAGCAGCAACCUCUGCUUUCAUCAGGGGAAGCGGGAGGGAAAGCGGAGGAGUCGUUGGUUUCGUACCAGUACGUCGGGAGGAGCCCGUCCGUGCAUGCACCCCCAUCGUCUGUCGCUGCCGGAAAGGAGUUGAGCGUCGAGGAGAUCCGAGCAGCCUCCGUCUUCUCCUCCGACCACUAUUAUCCGCCUUCCAUCCACGGGGCACUCGUCGGCUCCCCUGAGUCCGAUUUCUCCCAAGUUGUUACAGAUCAAGCUAUUAUUCCUCAAGGAGGAUACGAUGGGUACUCUGGUGGAUACAGCUCAAAAGAAUUUGGGAGGCAAAUUCUGGAUGAAGUGGAAGUACGACAAUUACUUAUUGACCAUGUGGGGCACCGCUGUUGUUGGGGAAGUCAACCUGCCCGUAGGUGGAAAAUAUGCUCAAUUGAGGACUGCAAUGUAUAUGUUGGAACUCUAGAAACUUUUAUAGAGGAGAGAGAAACUAUUGAAGAAAAAGAGCCAUACUUGGGGGGAAAAUUUGAUGGGAAAGAGAAGGGACAGGAAUUUGGGGUGUGGGAAUUGGAUCUGAGGUCUGAGUUUCCAAUUCUUUUUGUGCCACAAAAAGAAACAAGGGUUAAGAUCCCUCAUUCUGAAGCUGUUGAGAAAUGCCCUGAGUGUGAUAGUCGAGGCGAUAUAGUCUGCCCUACAUGUAAUGCUGGUCAAGAACGUGGUUUUUACAAGGAAAAUCAGAUGACCCAGUGUGCUCCUUGUUAUGGAAGGGGUUUGAUUGCUCAUCGAGAUGGAUCUGAUACAAUAUGCACAAGAUGCUCUGGGAAGGGAAUGUUACCGUGUGCAACAUGUGGAUCCCGGGGCCUUGUGAAAUGCCAUUCAUGUGAAGGACAAGGUUCUCUCAUUACACGCAACAUUGCUCUUGUUAAAUGGAAGACGCUCUCCAACCGGAAAGUUAGCGCCACCAGCGCUGCUGCCUCAGUUCCUGAUGAAGUGUUCCACAGAGCCAGGGGGGUCCAGCUAUGCAACAUUCAGGCAUACCAAUGCACACCUGCUUUUUUUGCCGAUUCAUAUCUCCUCAACAGGUUCUCGUCUGAAGUCAUUGCUAAUCGCUCUCCGAUUCCCCCCGCCGCAAGGGUCAUUUGUGAGAGGCACAUGAUCUCUGUGGUACCUGUCACACGAGUGACGAUGGGUCAUGGCAAUCGAUCCUUCAGUUUUUAUAUAAUUGGAUACAGCAGGGAGGUUUUCAUAAGGGACUAUCCUAAGAAGUUCUGCUGGGGCUUAUGUUGUUGCUUUGAUUGGCUGAAAGUAUAGUGUUCAUAGACUAAGUUGGAAAUGAUAGACUCGUGGAUGAAGGCAUAUGAAGAGUAUAAUUUGUAGUCGUUUGUGUCCCUAUGUUUUGAAGUAUAAUAAAGGUCUCACACUGCAUUGUUUGUAUGGAAGCUAAAGAUGUGGACGAACACAUAUGAAGAGUGUGAAAUGCAGUUGCGACUUGUAUCCAUGCUUUAUCAAUAUAAUAAAUGUUUCGUUCUGCUUUUGUUUUA
This is a messenger RNA of Musa acuminata subsp. malaccensis (wild Malaysian banana), 1608 nucleotides long. RefSeq lists its product as uncharacterized. The record is from RefSeq and is a predicted model, not a curated record. Lineage: Eukaryota; Viridiplantae; Streptophyta; Magnoliopsida; Zingiberales; Musaceae.